Colletotrichum godetiae is the source of this 1721-nucleotide messenger RNA. RefSeq names its product SH3 domain-containing protein. Gene Ontology annotation, molecular function: lipid binding; protein binding. NCBI's taxonomy places the organism in Eukaryota, Fungi, Ascomycota, Sordariomycetes, Glomerellales, Glomerellaceae. Gene Ontology annotation, cellular component: actin cortical patch; Rvs161p-Rvs167p complex; mating projection tip. Gene Ontology annotation, biological process: actin cortical patch localization; endocytosis; plasma membrane tubulation. Bases 246 to 1670 code for a protein of 474 amino acids. The transcript is spliced from 3 exons. The record is from RefSeq and is a predicted model, not a curated record.
CCUCUCAAGAAUCCAACCCCUCCUCUAUUCCUCGACCAGCGCUGCGACACAACCUCGCCAAACGCUGCCAUCAGGCCCCGGCCAACCCCUCCUUGCCAUACUUCGUCGCUUGGUCUACAGUGGAAAAGUGUAAACAUUCGCCCAUCCGUCGCUCCAUCUGCGCCUCGCCGAGUGUAGCACCGCACUAUCACUUGUCCCCGAGAUCGGAAUAGUCGCCACCUGCAAGCGAGCUGCUCAUCCUUAAUAUGCAGUCCAUGCAGAGACAAUUCGGCAAGCUCAUGAACAAGGGCCCCGGGGACAAUGCCAAAAUUGCUGCCGUCUUACACGACUACGAAGAUGCAGACAAACUGCUGGUCAAGAUUAUCGAGAACACCAAGACCCUCCGCGAAGCAUGGGUCACCAUGGCCACUAGCCAGUGGGCUAUGGUGAAGGAGUACGAGGGCUUGUACGACCCAAUUGUUGGUGCUUCGGAGGGACAUGGCCGCCCCAGCGUCACGACUCCCCAACUGCAGCUCGAUCGCACCUUCAAGCUUAGCGGCGCCUACUCCGAUCUCAAGGACGAACUGAUCGAAGAAGUGGUAGCCAUAGACAAGCAGGUUAUUGGCCCUGCCACCGAGGCCCAUGAAUACAUUCAGCCCCUUCGCAAGACAAUCAAGCAGCGGGAGAACAAGAGAUUAGACUAUGAGAAGGCCCAGGAGAAGGUCAAGAAGCUCCAGAAGAAGCCUGGCAAGACGCCCAAGGAAGACGCUGCCCUGUCAAAGGCCGAGUUCGAAAUGACUUGCGCAUCCGAGGAGUUUGAAGUUGCCGAUAGUCACAUCAGGGAAGCUCUACCUCCGAUCAUUGAGGCUAUCUUCACACUGAUUCCUCAUAUUCUGGCCUCUCAUGUGACGAUCCAAAACAGACUUCUCGGGCUGUACUACACUGUGCUUCACAACUAUUGCGAAGAUCACGACUUCCCUUCUCCUCCACCCCCAAUGGAGAGCGUAAUAUCAACCUGGGCAGCAUCUUUUGUCCCCAUUCAAAAGGAGGUCGAGGCUAUCAGUUGCAUAGCGCAUGGCAAGAAUUGGAGGCAACCAGUAAGGGUAGGGGACGAUGGGCAGGGCAGAAAGUCAUCGACAUCGUCAGCGUCAUCACGCAACGGCUUUACACGGACGCCUUCUGGCAUGAACGAAGGCACGAUACCGACCCCUAGAACGAUGCGAAUACCCUCAAACAACGGGGGAAGCCGUCCAACUAUGGCUCGGGAUCCUUCUCCUCAGCCCAGCCCGCAGUCGAGUAGUACGAAUGUCUCCCGGUCUCAGCUCGGACUACCGACCGAUUUCACAACAGCCACGUCUCUUGGGCAGACCCAGGGCUCCCCCAAUGUGUCGCCGUCCUACUCACGUUCCCAGUCUGAAUACUUUGGGCACCAAUCGGGGCUCAUCCCGGGGCAGGGGAGUCUGGCAGCGAAGAAGAAACCGCCGCCGCCGCCGCCAGCCAAGCGCUUCAAAGCGCCCGAAGAGUUUGUCGUUGCGCAGUAUGACUUUGCUGGGGGGAAUGGGGAUCUGAGCUUCAACGAGGGAGACAUGAUCAAAAUCGUAAAAAAGACGGACACGGAUCAGGAUUGGUGGGUAGGAGAAAUAGGCGGCGUACGGGGCAGUUUUCCUGCCAAUUAUUGCAAGGCUGCUUGAUACGCGAGGGCAAGUUUGUACUUGCCACGAAUCUUGGGCGAAUAAUGCUGG